Messenger RNA from Closterium sp. NIES-67, 1801 nucleotides. The record is from the annotation of a GenBank genome assembly. Lineage: Eukaryota; Viridiplantae; Streptophyta; Zygnematophyceae; Desmidiales; Closteriaceae.
GCCGCGUGAGCAUAUUAUGCUAAUGUGCGAGCACCUGUACGCCCAUCCCAGCCACCGCCACCACGCACCUUAUUGCUCAUCGCCGCUCGCCGCUCGCCGCUCGCCGCCUUUCUCGCAACAGCGCCUGCGCCAGCCGCGUCCCGACCCCCUCCGCCGUUGCCCGCAAGAUCCUCGCUUUCCUGCGUCCGUCUGUCGAUCCGCGCCACCGCCGCUCCUCGCCAUUCCCCUCCGCCGAGUCGAUCCAUCGAAUCCGCCCGUCCGUUAGGCAAACUAAUUAACUCCAUCUUGCAUCGACCCAUCGAUCCAUCGAUCCACGUCAGCGGCCGCCAUGGCUUCAGUCGCCAUCAAGCGCAUCGCACGAGUCGUCAACGGCUCCCCCGGCGUCGCAGCGGCGUUGUCGCGAGCCAUGGGGUCCCUCGCCCCUGCGAUCGACAGCACGGCAGCCGUCGGAUCCGCCGCGCACACCCCGGCGAGCCCCUCGCAAGGCACGGCGGCCGCGGCGGGCGAGUGGGCGCGGGGGGGGUGGCGGCGGGGCAUGGCGGCGGCGGCGAGUUCGGAGGAGCAGACCCGCGUCGUGACGCUCUUCCCCGGCGACGGCAUCGGACCCGAGAUCGCCGUCGCCGUCAAACAGGUGUUUUCGGCGGCGGGCGUGCCGGUGGAGUGGGAGGAGCAGACGAUCGGCGCGACGGUGGACCCGCGCACGCAGAGCUUCGUGACGCUGGAGAGCAUGGAGUCCGUGCGGCGCAACGGCGUGGGGCUCAAGGGGCCCAUGACCACGCCCAUCGGCAAGGGCUUCCGCUCGCUCAACCUCACGCUGCGGAAGGAGCUGGGGCUGUUCGCCAACGUGCGGCCGUGCAAGAGCAUCCCCGGGUACCGCACGCGCUACGACGACGUGGACCUCGUCACCAUCCGCGAGAACACGGAGGGCGAAUACAGCGGGCUGGAACACACGGUGGUGAAGGGCGUGGUGGAGUCGCUCAAGGUGAUCACGCGCGCGGGCAGCAUGCGUGUGGCGGAGUACGCCUUCAAGUACGCGCGGGAGCACGGCAGGGAGCGCGUCACCGCCAUCCACAAGGCCAACAUCAUGAAGAAGUCCGACGGCCUCUUCCUGCAGUGCUGCAGGGAGGUGGCGGAGCAGUACCCCGAUGUGAAGUAUGAGGAGCUGAUCAUCGACAACGCAUGCAUGAUGCUGGUGCGGGAGCCGCGGGACUUUGACGUGCUGGUGAUGCCCAACCUGUACGGCGACAUCCUGAGCGACCUGGCGGCGGGGCUCAUCGGCGGGCUGGGGCUCACCCCCAGCGGCAACAUCGGCCGCGACGGGCUGGCGCUGAUGGAGGCGGUGCACGGCACGGCGCCCGACAUUGCGGGCAAGAACCUGGCGAACCCAACAGCGCUGCUGCUGAGCGCGGUGAUGAUGCUGCGGCACAUGGGCAUGGGCGCGCACGCCGACCGCAUCGAGGGCGCCAUCAUGAGCACCAUCUCGCAGGGCCGCUUCCUCACGCGCGACCUGGGUGGCUCCGCGGGCACCUCCGACUUCACCAAGGCCGUCAUUGGCAACCUGCAGUGACUGAAGGCUGCUGGCUGUGGUGUGCACUGAUUAUAGGCUGCAAUUUGCUAUGUGAUGAUUCCUGGCACCUGGCUGUCUACAGUGAGUACAUGCUGCUUAGCAUAAUGGAGACAGUCCUCAUAGGUAUCAGAAUUGAGAAGUGAAUGCUAGAUAGAGUGAGAGUACACACAGAUAUACCUACGUGUUGUACUCUCUAAGAGGUGACCCUAUAUAGUCUAUACAAACAUGACAAAU